GUGCAAUGCGAGCUCCUCUGCGCUGGGUGCUGUGGGAUGUGAAAGACACCUUGCUGAAGGUGCGAGCCUCUGUAGGAGAGCAGUACUGCAAGGAGGCUGAACGGGCUGGUCUGAGCGUCAAUCCUGUAGAGGUCCAAGCAGCUUUUCUCCAGUCUUAUCGACAUCAGUCCAGCAGAUACCCAAACUACGGCGUCACACAGGGCCUUGAUGGCCGGUCUUGGUGGAUGGAGGUGGUGAGGGACACGUUCUCUCAGUGUAGGGUUCAGGACCCAGCCCUGCUAAAUACAAUUGCGCAGAACCUUUAUGAUAACUUCUGCGCUGCAGAGAACUGGGAGGUUUUUCCAGACUCAGAGAAGGCCCUUCAGACCUGUUCCUCUCUGGGACUAAAGCUGGGUGUGGUAUCAAACUUUGAUCGACGCCUAGAAGAGAUUUUACGUGUUUGUGGCCUUCUGUCUCACUUCACCUUUCUGAUCACAUCCGAGGAAGCCGGUGUAGCAAAGCCGAGUCCGGCCAUUUUUGAUCAGGCACUACAGAAAUGUGGUGUGCCAGCUGCCUGUGUAGCCCACAUUGGAGACCACUUUGUGAAUGAUUACCUCACACCUCGCUCUGUGGGCAUUCAGGGCUUCCUUUUGGACAGACACAACAAGUAUAGAGCCCCUGAUGUUCCUGGAGAGCAUCGACUCAGGUCCCUGGAGGAGCUGCCAUCCCUGCUUCAGCAGCACAUGGACUAAUGCCAGGCUGUCAUGGGCUCACGUGUAAAGUCACUCAGCCAAACUGUGCUUCAGUUAAGGAAACCAAAGUCAGGUAAUGUUAAACAGAGAGUCUUCAGCCACUUUAGGACUCUUUACUUAUUUAAAAAAACAAGUAUCAUGGCUUGUAAUAUAAAAACUACACUGUGUAAUUGUCAUGCAUUUCUACUGCAAGUACAUUGGGAUCAAUAAAUAUCUAUAAAUAAUACA
Molecule: messenger RNA, 959 nt
Organism: Labrus bergylta (ballan wrasse)
Lineage: Eukaryota; Metazoa; Chordata; Actinopteri; Labriformes; Labridae
Gene: hdhd3
Product: haloacid dehalogenase-like hydrolase domain containing 3
Cellular component (GO): nucleus
Source: RefSeq, a predicted model, not a curated record